AUGAGGUUCUCGCCUUACUGUGCCAGGCUGCUGCUGCAGGUGGAGACUGUCUUUGUCUUUAACGGUUUCUACAGAAACAUUGUCCUGAACAACCCCAGGAAGAGAAACGCCCUGUCCCUGGCCAUGCUGCAGUCCCUCAGGGAGGACCUGCUGCACGACGUCAAGAGCAAAGAGCUCCGAGUUAUCAUCAUUUCAGCUGAAGGACCUGUAUUUUGUUCCGGCCAUGAUUUAAAGGAACUGACAAGUGAAGAAGAUGUGAAGCAUCAUUCCCAAGUAUUUGAAAUAUGUGCAGAGGUUAUGACUUUAAUCCAGAAACUUCCAGUACCAGUGAUUGCCAAAGUCAACGGUUUGGCUACAGCAGCAGGCUGUCAGCUUGUGGCAAGCUGUGACAUUGCAGUGGCAAGUGAGAAAUCUCAGUUUGCUACUCCUGGAGCAAACAUCGGACUGUUUUGCUCCACACCAGCUGUGGCCUUGGGCAGGUCUCUUCCAAGAAAGGUGGCAUUAGAGAUGCUUUUCACGGGUGAACCUCUUUCUGCCCAAGAAGCAUUAAUGCAUGGGCUCAUCAGCAAGGUGGUACCAGAAGACAAGCUGGAAGAAGAGACCAUGAAAAUCUCUAAAAAGAUAUGCGAAAGCAGCAAAUCCGUCCUGGCACUGGGGAAAGCCACCUUUUACAGACAGAUGACACAGGACAUCGAUACUGCUUACAAAAUGACUACUCAGGUCAUGACAGACAAUUUGACUUUGAGAGAUGGGCAGGAGGGUAUUGAAGCCUUUAUUCAGAAACGUAAGCCUGUCUGGUCACACUCUCAGGAUAAGAAGAAAUGAAUCCUGGUUCUAAGCUAACCUCACCUGUGCUUUAUGAUUCUCCACAUAGUUGCCUUUAGGAACUGUACUUUUGUUCUUACCAAAAGCUAAAUUUCUCUUC
Messenger RNA from Calidris pugnax (ruff), 925 nucleotides. Its product is annotated as enoyl-CoA hydratase domain-containing protein 3, mitochondrial-like. Gene Ontology annotation, molecular function: hydro-lyase activity. The transcript is spliced from 5 exons. Gene Ontology annotation, cellular component: mitochondrion. The coding region runs from base 1 to 825 and encodes 274 amino acids. The record is from RefSeq and is a predicted model, not a curated record. Lineage: Eukaryota; Metazoa; Chordata; Aves; Charadriiformes; Scolopacidae.